Messenger RNA from Suillus fuscotomentosus, 414 nucleotides. RefSeq lists its product as uncharacterized. Bases 1 to 414 code for a protein of 137 amino acids. The transcript has 4 exons. Gene Ontology annotation, cellular component: membrane; signal peptidase complex. Lineage: Eukaryota; Fungi; Basidiomycota; Agaricomycetes; Boletales; Suillaceae. The record is from RefSeq and is a predicted model, not a curated record. Gene Ontology annotation, molecular function: serine-type endopeptidase activity.
AUGCCUAGGUUCUACCGUGGCGACCUUCUUUUUCUUACGAACCCUCCAGGCCAACGCUACCAUACGGGUGAUAUAACAGUAUACAGGAUCCCUGGCGCCGAAAUACCCAUCGUGCACCGCGUCCUGGAGACCCGGGAUGUUUUUAUCCCAUUUGACUACGGAGAACCGCAUCCCAAACUCAAACUACCUCCCGGGGAACAUCAAUUGAUGCUCACGAAAGGCGACAACAAUCAUGUCGAUGAUAUUGACCUCUACCGGGGCCUUGAAUGGCUCGACCGAAGACAUAUCAUUGGCAAAGUUCGCGGGUUUCUUCCGUACAUCGGCUACGUGACGAUUGCCAUGAAUGAUUUCCCACAACUUAAAUACGCACUUCUCAGAGGUCUUGGGCUCUUAGCUGUCAUACAACGGGAGUAG